Dimorphilus gyrociliatus is the source of this 380-nucleotide messenger RNA. The record is from the annotation of a GenBank genome assembly. NCBI's taxonomy places the organism in Eukaryota, Metazoa, Annelida, Polychaeta, Dinophilidae.
AUAAAACAGCUGAUCAAGGUCAAGGACGACUAUUUUUUUUUCAUCAAUAUUUGCCAUUAUUGCAGAUUUGUUUAAUAUAAUAGUUAUUUUAGUGUCAGUUACGUAAUAAAAAGACUAUAAGAUACAGAAUGAGUGUAGUUUUGAAGAAUAAGGCUUAUUCAAUAGCCGUUUUUGCCAGUGGUUUGAUCAUUGGAGCAGGAAGUUGCAUCUAUUUUCAGAAUUAUCUUCAAAAAUUAAUAUAUGAAUUGAGGAUCGUACGAACUAGAUUGGAAGUUUUAAUUAGUGAGAUAAAGACAUUAAAGAAGAAUCAGCAAAAUGCAAGAGUCGAUAGCAAGGAUAGCGAGGAUGAGAGUGAAGAAUUCGAAGAAGCUCUAGAGUGA